Molecule: messenger RNA, 1542 nt
Organism: Yamadazyma jaroonii
Lineage: Eukaryota; Fungi; Ascomycota; Pichiomycetes; Serinales; Debaryomycetaceae
Source: the annotation of a GenBank genome assembly
AUGUUGUCUCGUCUAGAUAUUCAACAUACCCCAGAUACGGAGUCAUCCGAAGAUAAGAACGAUAGUGAAAGAAAACCUGAGUUGUUAAUAAAAGUACCCAACUAUAAAUACGAUACCCCCAAAUAUACUAGAGAAAGAGAUGAUAUGGAAAUAGAUGGAUCGUCACCAUCGUCAUUGAAUUUUGAACACAUAACUCAACUCCCCACACCAAUUAUCAAUAGUGGGUCGUUUGGAUCGUUCAAUCUGGUAGGACUGCCUCAGCUGCCACCAUUAGAAAUACUGAAAAUAAGGAACAAGCCCAUGAUAUCCAAGUUCAAUAAUAGAGCUAUCUCAGAAUAUAGGCCGAUAGAUGGGAAAGUAAUCCAGCCAAUUUAUGAAAAACGUAUCACAUCCAAUCCUUUAGUUGGAGAUAUAGUUGAAGAUGACGAUAUGGCAACUGAUGAAAUAUCGAAAUAUAGUUCAAGUGUGUUUUCAUCGAAAUUUGGUAAUUUCAAGUUCAUAAAAUUAUUAGGAACUGGGAAUUUUUCAACUGUUGUUAUGGUUGAAGGUCCAGCUAAAGCAAAAAUGGCAGUCAAAAUCAUUUCCAUACCUUUAAAAAGGAAAUCUGAGAUAAGAAACCAUAAAUACUUUAUUAAAAGAGAACUCAAUAUUUUAUAUCAAGUAGAACACCCCAGUAUUGUUAAAUUGCUCGACUAUAGUAUAAAUUUAUCUAUCCCCAAAGGAGAAAUUGAACAUGGAAUUGUUGAAAGUGAAAGUGAAUUGGAAGAUAAUGACGAAAAAGAUAUUUCAGCAGAUGUUGAAGCUUUAAGUAUUGAUAAUAAUCAAUUGAUUUAUCUUAAUUACUGUAAGGGAGGGAAUUUGUUUGAAUUUUCUCUGACCAAUUACAAAAAGUAUAAUCGUUUACCUCAAUAUUGGAAAGUUAUAAAUCAGUUUGUUAUAGAAUUGAUAGAUGCUGUUCGCUACUUACAUGAGAAUUAUAUCAUUCACAGAGAUAUUAAAUUAGAAAAUGUAUUAUUAAACCAUACAAUUGAAGAAUUGUUGAUAAGUGAUGUUCAACCUAAGAAUUUAAGUCCAUUAAUUUGUUUAACAGAUUUUGGCUUAGCUAAAAAGCUUCAUCGAAGUCAUCAAUUACUUUCAACAAGAUGUGGAUCUACUGAUUAUAUUGCACCUGAAAUUCUUAUGGGACUCAAAUAUAAUGGGAAAUUAACUGAUCUGUGGUCAGUAGGGGUAUUAAUUUAUUGUUUAAUAGAAGAUAGAUUACCUUUUGAUUUACCUAAUUAUAGUUAUUUAAUGAAUUCAGGUAUAAGUCCCAGUGUAAUCAAAAGAAAAAUGUCUAAAAACACUCCAGCUCAUAGAAUUGCUAUGAUAGAUUGGGAUUGGUAUGUCAUCAAUGAUUUACAGGAGAAAUUAGAUGAUACUUCCUUAACUAUAGUUAAUAAUUUGAAAAAAAUUGUUCAACUUUUAAUUGUUCGUAAAGAUAAUAGAAUUACCAUGGAACAACUUGUUGAACGUCAAGAAUUUAGAGACAUUGUAAAUAUGUAA